Messenger RNA from Neomonachus schauinslandi (Hawaiian monk seal), 2695 nucleotides. RefSeq names its product putative homeodomain transcription factor 2 (gene PHTF2). The coding region runs from base 1 to 2244 and encodes 747 amino acids. Gene Ontology annotation, cellular component: endoplasmic reticulum. The record is from RefSeq and is a predicted model, not a curated record. NCBI's taxonomy places the organism in Eukaryota, Metazoa, Chordata, Mammalia, Carnivora, Phocidae. The transcript is spliced from 17 exons.
AUGGCGUCCAAAGUCACAGAUGCUAUAGUCUGGUAUCAAAAGAAGAUUGGAGCAUAUGAUCAACAAAUAUGGGAAAAAUCUGUUGAACAAAGAGAAAUCAAGGGUUUAAGGAAUAAACCAAAGAAAACAGCGCAUGUGAAACCAGACCUCAUAGAUGUUGAUCUUGUAAGAGGGUCUGCAUUUGCUAAGGCAAAACCUGAAAGUCCUUGGACUUCUCUGACUAGAAAGGGAAUCGUUCGAGUUGUGUUUUUCCCCUUUUUCUUCCGGUGGUGGUUACAAGUAACAUCAAAAGUCAUCUUUUUCUGGCUUCUUGUCCUUUAUCUUCUGCAAGUUGCUGCAGUAGUAUUAUUCUGUUCCGCUUCUAGCCCACACAGCAUACCUCUGACGGAAGUGAUUGGGCCAGUAUGGCUGAUGCUGCUCCUGGGAACUGUUCACUGCCAGAUCGUGUCAACAAGAACACCAAAACCCCCUCUGAGUGCAGGGGGUAAAAGAAGAAGGAAAUUAAGAAAAGCAGCCCAUUUGGAAGUCCAUAGGGAAGGAGAUGGUUCUAGUACCACAGAUAACACACAGGAGGGAGCAGCUCAGAGCCACGGGACAAGCACCUCUUACAGCGUUGGUGCUGUCUUCAGAGAUCUCUGGCAUGCCGCUUUCUUUUUAUCAGGAUCAAAGAAAGCAAAGAAUUCAAUUGAUAAAUCAACGGAGACUGACAAUGGCUAUGUAUCCCUUGAAGGGAAAAAGACUGUUAAAAGCAGUGAAGAGGGAAUUCAAAGCCAUGAACCUCAGUGUGAAACUGUUCGACCAGAAGAGGCAGCCUGGCACCCAGGAACACUGAGGAACAUUCCCAGCAAAGAUACUCAAAGGACAAUAGCAAAUGUCUCUGAUGAAGUCUCCAGUGAGGAAGGUCCUGAAACAGGAUACCCAUUACGCCGUCACGUGGACAGGACUUCUGAGAGCAUUCUUCGGAACAGAAAGUCACACCAUUAUAAGAAACAUUACCCUAAUGAGGAUGCCCCUAAAUCGGGUACUAGUUGCAGCUCUCGCUGUUCAAGUUCCAGACAGGAUUCUGAGAGUACAAGGCCAGAAUCGGAAACAGAAGAUGUAUUAUGGGAAGACUUGUUACACUGUGCAGAAUGCCGGUCAUCUUGUACCAGUGAGACAGAUAUGGAAAAUCCUCAAAUUAAUCCAAGUGUGAAAAAAGAAUAUAGAGACGACCCUUUUCAUCAGAGUCAUUUGCCCUGGCUCCAUAGUUCCCACCCAGGAUUAGAAAAAAUCAGUGCUAUAGUGUGGGAAGGCAAUGACUGUAAGAAAGCAGACAUGUCCGUGCUUGAAAUCAGCGGAAUGAUAAUGAACAGAGUGAACAGCCAUAUACCAGGAAUAGGAUACCAGAUUUUUGGAAAUGCAAUCUCUCUAAUCCUGGGUUUAACUCCAUUUGUUUUCCGACUCUCCCAAGCUACAGACUUGGAACAACUCACAGCACAUUCUGCUUCAGAACUUUAUGUGAUUGCAUUUGGUUCUAAUGAAGAUGUCAUAGUUCUUUCUAUGGUCAUAAUAAGUUUCGUGGUUCGUGUAUCUCUUGUGUGGAUUUUCUUUUUUUUGCUCUGUGUAGCAGAAAGAACUUAUAAACAGCGAUUGCUUUUUGCAAAACUCUUUGGACACUUAACAUCGGCAAGGAGGGCUCGAAAAUCUGAGGUUCCUCAUUUCCGGUUGAAGAAAGUACAGAAUAUAAAAAUGUGGCUAUCUCUCCGGUCCUACCUUAAGCGUCGAGGUCCUCAGCGAUCAGUUGAUGUAAUAGUUUCAUCUGCUUUCUUGUUGACUAUAUCAGUUGUGUUUAUCUGUUGUGCCCAGUUGCUUCAUGUGCAUGAGAUCUUCCUUGAUUGUCACUACAAUUGGGAGCUAGUAAUCUGGUGCAUCUCGUUAACGCUUUUCCUCCUAAGAUUUGUUACCCUUGGAUCAGAAACAAGUAAAAAAUAUAGCAAUACCUCAAUAUUACUUACUGAACAGAUAAACCUCUACUUGAAAAUGGAGAAGAAACCUAACAAAAAAGAGGAACUGACACUAGUGAAUAAUGUUUUAAAGCUGGCUACUAAACUGCUAAAGGAAUUGGACAGUCCCUUUAGAUUGUAUGGGCUUACAAUGAAUCCACUGCUUUAUAACAUCACCCAGGUUGUCAUCCUGUCAGCUGUCUCUGGUGUUAUCAGUGACUUGCUUGGAUUUAAUUUAAAGCUAUGGAAGAUUAAAUCAUGACAAUUCAGAGAAAAGAAGAUGUAGCCUCUUUUCCAGAAUAAGAGUACCAACUAAGCUGCCUGCAAGCAGUCACUGACUCUUUGCUUCAGGAGUCUCAGCUGGGAAAUCGAAGUGUUUACAUCAGACUGUCUUGUGCAAUUCUUAUAUUUAUUUUACUUGUUCACUGUUUUUUUUUACAUUUAUUUUAGUCUUUAUAUUUUAUUUUUAGCAUUGAUGUACUUAGUUGUUGCAAGGGUGAUAAAACUGAUAUCCAGAUACUUGAGAUCCUGGUAAUUGUUCAUAAAUAGUUGACAAAAUAACAAAUCGUGAGACUAGAAGCCAUUCUAAGCACUGUUUCUCCAUCAAUGCCGUGAACUUGCCUUACUUGAAAGGAAAACUUCUUUAACUUUGGAAUAUUGCAUUGGACUCAGCUAGACACAGGAAGUAUCUUCUUUGGUAAAUCAAGAUCCAG